Myxozyma melibiosi is the source of this 2249-nucleotide messenger RNA. RefSeq names its product mannosyl-oligosaccharide alpha-1,2-mannosidase-like protein. Lineage: Eukaryota; Fungi; Ascomycota; Lipomycetes; Lipomycetales; Lipomycetaceae. Gene Ontology annotation, cellular component: endoplasmic reticulum; membrane. The transcript has 3 exons. Gene Ontology annotation, molecular function: calcium ion binding; mannosyl-oligosaccharide 1,2-alpha-mannosidase activity. The record is from RefSeq and is a predicted model, not a curated record. Gene Ontology annotation, biological process: carbohydrate metabolic process; mannose trimming involved in glycoprotein ERAD pathway. Bases 314 to 2071 code for a protein of 585 amino acids.
CACCCGCACAACUCCGUCGACAACUAUCUACACUCCACCGACGAUGCUCUGAAAGUGACGAGAUCCACGGCUUUGGUAGAAUCAAUUUUAUUCCAAAUCCGAAAGAAUGGACGAAAGCGCAGAGACGCGCCGCAAGCCGCACAUCCAAAACAUCCUCGUUCGCCGUCACACUGAGCCCGGUCUUGCAGCAGCCUUUUGUUCUUCUUGAUUUGCUUUGAAGUUGUGUUGUUGUGGUUGUUGUUGUUGCUGUAGUUGUUAGCUGCUGCUCUUGAGAAUACCUGCUCUUCAUCUCUUCUAGCAGAGUCGUGCGGAUAUGGUCUGGACUGCUCCGAAACGACGAGGCCGCACACUGCGGAUCCUCCGCAUGUACUAUACUCCAUACCGUCGCUUCAUCCUCUACGCUCUUGCGCUCCUCGUCAUCAUCCGCUAUCUAUAUCUCUCCUUCCACACCACCCACCCUACAGUCCAAUUCAACUUCAAAGAACACCCUCUCCCGCACUCCGCCACCCUGCGCAGCCAAGCGCGCGCCGACGAAAUAAAAAAGGAGUUCAAAUGGGCCUUUGACCGCUACCGAGCCGUCGCGUGGGGCAAAGACGAAGUCCUCCCGGUCUCGGGCGGCUUCAAGACCACGCGCAACGGCUUCGCGGCCACGCUCGUCGACUCGCUCACCACCGCGCUCGUCAUGAACCUGACGCAGGAAGCCACGCUCACGCUCGACUACGUGCUCAACAAACUCGAUUUCUCAAAACACGACGAAAAAGACUACCUCAUGGACCCGUUCGAGACGACGAUCCGAUACCUGGGCUCGCUUGUCUCGGCAGCUGAUAUCCUGGCCUCGACCGACAUCUUUGGGCCGAUUCCCAAUCAAGAAAAGUACCGCACCGCGUGCCUCGAAAAAGCAAUUGACCUCGCUCACAUCAUCGCGCCCGCAUACGACACCCCGACAGGCAUUCCCUGGCCUCGCGUCGAUCUGUCGCGCAAAAUCGGCGUGCACGAGGACAGCGAUCCCGAGUACGCCUCCAUGAGCCGCGAGGUGUCGCCCACGCUCGGUCCGGCGCGGAUCGGCUCGAACUGGCUUGAAAACUACCGGCUUUCGAAACUCGUGGGAAAUAAGGAGUACGUCACGAACGCGACGCGGUCGUGGUCGUCGCUGGUGUGGAAUUCCAACGACGAGCUCUUUGACGGGUUGAUCAGCUCGCCUAUCGACGCGUUCACGGGCUACGCCGUCGGGAAAUCCGUGUCGUUGGGUGCGGGACAUGACUCGUACUACGAGUAUCUCAUCAAGGCCGCGAUCCUCGCGCCGUCCGAUAAGCACGCGUCCAUGUACUCUCACCGCUGGGAACAGGCCAUGCAGUCUACAAGACUACAUCUCGCGCACCGCGGCUCCGCGCCUCAGUCAUACACCUCCGACGGCCAUCGUCCUGAGAACGGGUACCUGUUCAUCGCCCACGUGGAAUCGGAUCUGUACUACAACGAGAUGGGCCAUCUAACCUGCUUCCUUCCUGGCAAUCUUCUUCUCGGCGGCAAGUUCCUCAGCCGACCGGACUUGAUCGACUUUGGCCUCGACGUGCUCGACACCUGCCAUGCUACAUACGUCAUGCCCACAAACCUAGGCCCCGAGUCCUUCGUCUGGGAAGCGUACAGUAAAGAGAGCGAAGAGCUCGACGGCGGCAUGGAGACCGUGCGCUGGGCGAUCGAAAAACCGGGUCCACACGAGCUCGAGCAAGUCCGCAAACUUGGCUUCUGGGUCUCGGACGCGCGAUACUUUCUCCGGCCCGAGGUCAUCGAGUCGUAUUACUACGCCUUCCGCAUCACCGGCGACGAGAAGUACCGGGAGUGGGCAUGGGCGGCGUACACUGGUCUCAAGCGGUUCUGCAAGGCGAAGUUUGGAUACGGCGAGGUGCAGGACGUGACGUUGCCGGAUGGGGGAGGGACGGUUGUGGAUUCAUCCGAAAGCUUCUUUUUGGCGGAGACGUUGAAGUAUCUGUUUAUGAUCUUUGAUGAUCCGGAGAGAAUGCCGCUUGAUAAAUGGGUGUUUAGUACUGAGGCUCACCCCUUCCGCAUUGACUGAGUCCACACCACUCCCCAGCUGGCACAACUGAGUAUUCUAAAAUAGUUUGGCAAAUACAAUAAAACACCGAGCAUACAAAGAUCAGGACAGACAAUGAGAAUCGCCGCAUCAACCGCGGCGGUCUCCUUUGCGCUGAAGUAAACAAUUACGUAACCAACCUCAGCGACGGAAAGACACA